Molecule: messenger RNA, 1686 nt
Organism: Cyphellophora europaea CBS 101466
Lineage: Eukaryota; Fungi; Ascomycota; Eurotiomycetes; Chaetothyriales; Cyphellophoraceae
Exons: 3
Coding region: 1-1686 (561 amino acids)
Source: RefSeq, a predicted model, not a curated record
AUGGCUUCUCAUAGUCGCCGUAAGAGUCGUGGCUCUUUCUCAAUCUUGUCAAGUGACACCAUCCGGUCAUGGAGUCGGACAGGUGCUCGUCAAGUCACAUCCCCGGAGCCAGAGGCCUUUGGUCGUUCUCCUUCAAGCCUCUCAUACUGUGAUCCCAACAAUCAGCCUCCUGCUACCGCUCAGCAUGCUGGCAUCGGCACCGUUUCCUCAUCUUCACCGUUCACUUCCUCUGACGCUCUUGCUGUUGAGAAGCCAUCACCUCGGGCAGACGAGUCAACCACCAAGCGUAAACACCGACCCUUGUCAUGGCUCACUUUCAACAAAGCUCAGACAGCAUACCCUCGUAGCCUCUCUGAGCGAUUUGGCCUUCCGAGAGGUCAAAGCUCUUCGUCAGUGGCCAAGAGCACCAUCUCAGCCCCUAUGCUUACCAGCACCACCAACACCAAGGUAGCAGAGGUCGAGGGCGUACAUUGUGGUGAGCUCACUCAGGAGACCUUCAACAAGUCGACUUGGAGCAACAAGCUUGGUUGGGUGAGUGCCGAAGAUGACCACCGCACAGCAGCAACACAGGCACGAUCCCUCGCGGAGCGAAUUGAAGCCGAGGAGAAGUUCCAGCUGAAGCCAGUAGCAAGAUUGCAGAAGAUAGGAGAUGCACUGCUAGCCCGCUUCAGAAGCAAUGGCGGGCAGCGUCGAGGAUCGUUCGACAUGAUGGAUUCCAGCACCACCGAUCAAGCAACAGAAGCUUCAAAGAUGGCGAAUAUUCAAGCAGAGACAGUGAAUUUGUGCAGAGACAAGAUCCGUAACCUCACUGGCCAGACGCAGCGUUAUCAGCGCACCCGUCCUACCAAUUUGCUGAAGACAACACCAAAGCCUGGCGCUGAGAAAUGGGACCCGCCUCUCCUUCACCACGGUGACCACAGUUGCUCUUCUGCAGCUUUGUCUGAAACUUCUGACACUCCGAACUUUCACACCAACGAUCACUCUUCACAAGUUGGCUCUUUGACCAGAUCUUUCAAUUCUGCUUUGGAUAGAGGACUACUCACCGAAACCACCAAUAUGGACUUGAUCCGCGACGCCGCCAAGAAGUUGGGCAUCCGUAGCAAGGACCAGAAGAGAAAAGACGACCUCAAGAAGAAGAUCUCAGACCCGCUUCCCAUCAACGCACAAUUCACCGACCAACACAUCGACGAGAAUAACCCAGUCGUUCCUAAAUGGCAAGCCAUUCCACCUCCUGGCGAGACCGCCGACGUCGACAAGCUCCUCGGCGCUAUGCCGGACCCACCAAAGCCAGCUCCCGUCCCAACCAACGACGACGCACCAGAAUGGGGCCGUGUUCCGCUGCCUGAGGGCUACAUCUCAUAUCCCAACUCGCCAACCAAGGACAAAGUUGCCGGGCCCGUUCGCACUCGUGCCCGCCUCGCUGCCAACAACGGCUCCGAGGACGAGAUCAACCCCCUCGGCAUGCACCAAGAUGUCGGUGCGUUCGCCGAAGCUCCUGCCAACCUAACCGGUGCCUACGCACAGCAGAAGCGAGAGAGCGUGCUGUCCUUCGGGCAGUUCCUCCGCGAGUGCGAUGAGGCUGAGGAGGAGAAGGAGAAGGCGGUGGCCGAAGAGGAAGAGCGCAAGAAGAAGGAGAAGGAGGAGAAAAGCCUCCGCAAGAGCAUCAGCCGCGUCUUCAAGAAGUGA